AUGUCCGACGACACACAGCGGAACCCAGUGCCAGAGAGCAACAUGGUCAAGACAGAGGAAGUCAUCGACGCCUCAGACGAGGAGGUCGCCAAGAGCCAGGCUUUGAUGCAGGCCGUUGCUGAAGGCAAAGUCGAGACUGUCGAGAAGCUGCUCAAGGACGGCGCCAACCACAGUGCCCGCGCGGCUCAUGGCAGGACGAUGCUGCACUUUGCGACCAUGGUUGGUAGUCUUCCAAUUGUCAAGUUGCUGUUGAGCUAUGGACACCCUUGGAACCUGGUCGAUGAUGACUACAAGUCUGUGGGAGAAUAUGCCAAGUCGUUCAACCAGCCCGAGAUCUACGACUUUUUGUUGGAGGAGGGAGUCCGUACAGAGCUGUUGAUGGGUUUGAUGCAGCGGAAACUAAAGAUGGAGCUCCUCGAGGCUCAGUAUGACGACGACGAGGAAGAAGAGGAAGAAGAUCAGGAAGACAAGAAGGAGGAGAAGAAGGAUACCAAGGAUACCACGACAACAACAUCAGAACAGGAGGAUCACGACACCACGGCAGAAGAGGAAGAACCGGCUUCAAAGAAACAAAAGGUCGAGACAUUACCCGAGGUCCCUAAUGCCGAGUAUCUAGCACAACCUCUUCAAUAUACCGAGGAUGGCGACCGUCUUCUGGACGCAGAGAAGAACGGUGUCAUGAUGGGCUGGGAACUCCCCCUGAUGAUCCGCCAUGCCGAAGUGAUCUCCCCCGAGAAGGGUCUCCGGGUACUCAAUGUUGGAUUUGGUCUAGGCUUGGUGGACACUGAGCUCCAAAAGUACUCUCCCUCGGAGCACACGAUUAUCGAAGCCCACCCAGACGUGUAUGCACAUAUGAUCAGGCAAGGAUGGGACAAGAAACCCGGUGUCAAGAUUCUUUUCGGACGGUGGCAGGAUGUGGUUGACCAGUUAGAGGUCUACGAUGGCAUCUUUUUCGACACAUUUGGAGAGUAUUAUGAGGACUUGCGGGCGUUCCACGAGAUUGUGCCGAACCAUUUGGAGGAAGGAGGGAUCUACUCGUAUUUUAACGGUCUGGGAGCGACGAACCAGUUCUUCCACGCAGUGUAUAACCGGAUCUCGGAGCUCGAGUUGGGCGAGAUGGGAUUCACGGUCGAGUACGAGGAGAUGGAUAUUGGACUGAAGGAGGAGGAAUGGAAUGGUGUCAAGCGUGCCUACUGGACCCUUGACAAGUACUACCUCCCUAUCUGCCGUCUCGAUGGCUUCUAG
This is a messenger RNA of Linnemannia hyalina, 1245 nucleotides long. The record is from the annotation of a GenBank genome assembly. Lineage: Eukaryota; Fungi; Mortierellomycota; Mortierellomycetes; Mortierellales; Mortierellaceae.